AUGGAUGAGGAGGGCGAAAUCCCUGGCUCCUGGUGGUCUUCUUCUUCUUCUCCCAAUAACUUCCAUCAAAGCGAGUCCAUGACGAAUUUGUUGUUGCUUCUCCAACAGUUUCCGUCUUCUGCUGAUUCUGCUGCACAAGUUGCUGAUUCUGCUGCACAAGUUGUCGACUCCGAGGUUGUUAUUACCGGAACCAAUCAGUUACAAUCUUCUAAUUCUGCUGCUGCGCAAGAUGUUUAUUUCGAGGACAAUGCUGCUAGGGUUACCGGAACCAAUUCCAACUCCAACUCCGAGCGCUCGUUUUUGGAGUUUAUGGCUGAAGAGUUACCGCCUUUGGAUUCCGCUCUGGAACAUGAGAUUACUAAGUCGAAGUCACCAAUGUACGCUGCUGUUGUCGAUUCCUCCAACGUUGCUAGCUGUAGCAAUUCAAACGACUUGGUUCCUCUGCCAUUGAAUUCUGCAUUAUCUUUCUCGGUUCCUCUACCGAUGCCUCCUCUACCGAUGCCUCCUGUUGAUCCUGUUGAUUUUGUUAGUGAGCGCACUUAUUACAAGAGCAAGCCGGACCUCCCUUGCGCUGCACUCAAUCAAGAAUUCAAUGUAGUGAACAAUACUCAAUUUCAGCCUCCAAUUGCUAGUACUAAUGCUAUUGCUUCUUAUCAUAAUUUUGCAGAUGAGUUUGUUUCUCUACAAUUGAAUUCUACAGUGACUGGUGCGGCAUCAUCGGUGGAAUCAUAUUCAUCAGUUCCUCUACCCAUAGCUGCUGCUACUCCUCCUACUGCUGCUGUUGAUUAUAAUGAGUGUGCUUAUUACAAGAGCAAGCCAGACCUCGCUUGCACUGCACUCAAUCAAGUUAAUCCGCAAUUCAAUGUAGUGAACAAUACUCAAUUUCAGCCUCCAACUGCUAAUGCUAAUGGUGUUACUUCAUAUUAUAAUUUUGCAGGCGAGUUUGUUCCUCUAUCAUUGAAUUCUGCAGUGACUGGUGUGGUUUCAUCACCUCUACCAAUGGCUCCUCAUCCUCAUGCUGUUGAUUUCAAUAGCGAGCACGCUUAUUACAAAAGUAGGCCUGAAAUCUCUUGCGCUGCUGCCAAUCAAGUUAAUCAACAAUUCAAUGUAGUGAACAAUACUCAACUGCAGCCUCCAAUUGCUAAUACUAAUGUUUUUCAAUUUAUGGCAAAGGUCAUUGAAAAUUCUGAUGAGGCAAAGCGUCAAAGGAGGAAGCAAGCAAAUCUAGAAUCAGCUAGACAGUCUAGAAAAAGAAGACAAGACCUGAUGAAAAACACUAAGAUAGAGGUUGAACGUCUUAAGAGGACAGCCUCGGAAUUAUCACUGACUUGCUCGAAGCGUAAAGAAAAUUGUGACACAUCUCAUUGUUGGAAUAGAGUUGCAAUAAUUGAUCGUGUGGCACUUAUUGCACGGGUCUAUACAUCUGAGAAACAACUUAUGAAAGUGACAGGGUUCCACCCACUCGAUGACCCAGAUUUUAUAUCUAUAGCUAAAAAUGCUGGUCUAAAUUUGUCGGAUGUUAGAAGCCUGAUACAUGCACCUACAUAUCUUACUUCACAAAUUCCACCAUACCUUAACCAACUGGUUUCUACUUUUUCCAAUGCUCCACAUCCAAAAGGACAACGAGUGCAAAAUCAAAAUUUUCUGAAUACUAGUUUGCAUGGGGCCAUGCCUGGUUGGGACAAUAACCAACAGAAAAAGUAUUAGUUCAAAAUUAUUGAU
Molecule: messenger RNA, 1722 nt
Organism: Quercus robur (English oak)
Lineage: Eukaryota; Viridiplantae; Streptophyta; Magnoliopsida; Fagales; Fagaceae
Exons: 5
Coding region: 1-1707 (568 amino acids)
Biological process (GO): regulation of DNA-templated transcription
Molecular function (GO): DNA-binding transcription factor activity
Source: RefSeq, a predicted model, not a curated record